Messenger RNA from Candidozyma auris, 1020 nucleotides. It is a transcript of the gene VRG4, whose product is annotated as GDP-mannose transporter. The transcript has a single exon. Gene Ontology annotation, cellular component: Golgi apparatus. Gene Ontology annotation, molecular function: antiporter activity; GDP-mannose transmembrane transporter activity. Bases 1 to 1020 code for a protein of 339 amino acids. The record is from RefSeq and is a predicted model, not a curated record. NCBI's taxonomy places the organism in Eukaryota, Fungi, Ascomycota, Pichiomycetes, Serinales, Metschnikowiaceae.
AUGGAAAAAAACUCCCCCGUGGCCGGUUCUUCGUACGGCGCUUCCAGCAUUAACUCCAUCACAAACUCGGGACCCUUGUCCAUCGCCUGCUACUGUUUUGCGUCUAUCUUAAUGACCGUCACAAACAAGUAUGUGCUUGGUGGUGACUUCAACUUGAACUUCUUGCUUUUGGCCAUCCAGGGCUUGACCUGUGUUGUCAUUCUCAGCACCUUGAAGGCCUUGACCGUCAUCACAUACCGUCCUUUCAAUAAAGAUGAGGCCAAGAAAUGGAUGCCUAUCGCAUUCUUGCUUGUGGCCAUGAUCUACACCGGCUCCAAGGCCUUGAAGGGCUUGUCCAUUCCUGUGUACACCAUCUUCAAGAACUUAACCAUCAUUUUGAUAGCCUACGGUGAAGUUUUGUGGUUUGGCGGUAAGGUUACCACCAUGACCUUGGGAUCUUUUCUUUUGAUGGUCUUCUCCUCUGUGUUAGCCUGUUACGGUGACUCUGCCGAUGACAAGACCCCAGCGGACGUCGCUACUUUGUACUACGGCUACUUCUGGAUGUUUGCCAACUGUUUUGCCAGUGCCGCUUUUGUUUUGAUCAUGAGAAUUAGAAUCAAGUUGACCAACUUUAAGGACUUCGACACCACUUACUACAACAACUUGUUGUCCAUCCCAAUCUUGCUCAUUGCUACCCUCGCCGUCGAGGACUGGUCUCCAGAAAACGUUGCCAAGAAUUUCCCUGAGGGUAGAAGAACUGCUACCAUCACCGCAAUGGUGCUUUCUGGUGCCUCCGCCAUUGGCAUUUCCUACUGUUCUGCAUGGUGUGUGAGAGUAACUUCCUCUACCACCUACUCAAUGGUGGGUGCUUUGAACAAAUUGCCAAUCGCUUUAUCCGGUUUGAUCUUCUUUGACGCUGCCGUCAACUUCUGGUCUGUUUCUUCUAUCUUCAUUGGUUUCGUGUCUGGAUUGGUGUACGCCGUCGCCAAGCAGAAGCAACAGAAAGAAAACGCUCAAACCUUGCCAACUACUUCCAAGUGA